UAUUGCAGGUAUAUUGCUGUGGGAAAUGAGCCUUUUCUUAAAGCAUAUAACGGAAGAUACCUAAACAAAACUCUGCCAGCUCUCAUGAACAUACAAAGAUCACUCAUCAAAGCUGGUUUUGGAUUAGAGAUCAAAGUCACAGUUCCAUUCAAUGCUGACAUAUACUAUUCACCUGACUCAAAUCCAUUGCCAUCAGGUGGUGAAUUCAGGCCCGAGGCCAAAGAAUUCACCAUUGACAUAAUCCAAUUCUUGUACUCAAACAAUGCUCCUUUCACAGUUAACAUCUACCCUUUCUUGAGCCUCUAUUAUGGCAAUGAUCAUUUCCCUAUUGACUAUGCAUUCUUUGAAGAAAACAACAAGAAGCACUCUCUUAGGGAUGGAAACUUAGUUUACAGCAAUGUGUUUGAUGCAAAUCUUGAUACCCUUUUGUGGGCCCUACACAAGGAAGGUUACCCUGACAUGGAUAUCAUAGUUGGUGAAGUUGGUUGGCCAACAGAUGGUGACAAAAAUGGAAAUGUCAAUAAUGCCAAGAAGUUCAACCAAGGCCUAAUUCAACAUGCUCUAAGUGGAAUUGGGACUCCAAAGAGAAAAGGUAUGAUGAUUGAUAUGUACCUAUUUAGCCUCAUUGAUGAGAAUUCCAAGAGUGUUGCACCAGGGAAUUUUGAGAGGCAUUGGGGGAUUUUUGAGUUUGAUGGGAAGCCAAAGUAUGAACUAGACUUAGAAGGGCAAAAUAGGGAAAAGGGUCUUGUCCCUGUGGAAGGUGUAAGGUAUAUGGAGAAAAAAUGGUGUGUUUUGGAUCCUUAUGCUUCUAAUUUAGACUAUUUAGCUGUUAGCAUUGACUAUGCUUGUAGCUUAUCUGAUUGCACUUCUUUGGGGUAUGGUUGUAGUUGUGGUGAGUUAACUCUAGAAGGUAAUGCAUCUUAUGCAUUUAAUAUGUAUUAUCAAGUGAAUGAUCAAAGGGAAUGGGAUUGUGAUUUCAAUGGCUUGGCUGUGAUUACACAUGAGGAUCCUUCACAAAAUGGAUGCCAGUUCCCAGUGAUGAUAGCUCAUGGUGGCUCUUCUUUGAUGUUGCAUGGGGGUAUUAUGGACAUUUUCAAGAAAGCAUUAGAGGUUUAUGUUAUUUUUGUGGUUUUGCUACAAUUGACACACUUAGAAGAUUUUCUGUGUUGAAAUUGAGAACUACAUUAAUAUUUAACUUUUGUCAUAAAUCUAUUUCAGGAAAUUGUCUCCUUGUUUUCUUACUUCAUACAAUCUUAUUUAACAGUUUACACAAACUCACUUUUGAAAGAAUAAUAAAAAGAAAAGUAAAAAUAAAUAACUGCAGCCCAAAAAGAACUCAACUGCAAAGAGGUUAUCUUUUUUAGGUUAAAUUAUUUCAUUAUUCCUUAUAAUUUCACCAAAUUUGUAAUUGAGUCUCUACACUUUAACCGUUUUUAAUUAAGUCUCUACACCAGUUUUAAAUUUAUAACGUUUACUAUU
Molecule: messenger RNA, 1479 nt
Organism: Arachis ipaensis
Lineage: Eukaryota; Viridiplantae; Streptophyta; Magnoliopsida; Fabales; Fabaceae
Product: glucan endo-1,3-beta-glucosidase 8-like
Biological process (GO): carbohydrate metabolic process
Molecular function (GO): hydrolase activity, hydrolyzing O-glycosyl compounds
Source: RefSeq, a predicted model, not a curated record